GACACAUACACCGAUUACCGGCCUAUCAGAGACCAAUGGCAAUUGUCAUCAUGAACCAUAAUAUUAAAUAAUAGCCAAUAAGUCUAUGGUGUCAGUGAUGUACUGAUGAAGUCGGGCAUUAUCGGACAUUAUCGGGAGGAAAUGGGAAACGGGAAUACUCCAAAUGAUUAACUGUAUGACGUGAUGUACCACACCCCCUCGUUUCAAUUAAAAACAAAUAACAGCUAUCUAGUAAUUACAUUUUGGAUCGUAGUGGUUUCCGGUUUCGCCGUCGGUAGCUGUGCUGGGGAGAGUAGGAAGAUCGACGAAGUGCAGUAUAAAAAUCACCGGACAGCGUCCGUCAGCAACGAAACGUCGCAGAACCAUGCCACGUUGCAUAAGACGUAUCCGGUGUAUCCGGCGCAGGUAUACGCCAACUUGUCGAACGUCAGGGACUUUGGAGGAGUCAAUCUGAACGCGGAACAGCAGCAGCCAUCGAGGACGACGGAAAUGCCGACGGACGUCGUGCGAAUGUUCUUCACCUCGGCGACCAAGAGGAAACCGCUGCAGGACACUUCUACUGUGACAACUCCCGUAACGCCGUCUACAUACAUCGUGACCGCUAGGAACGUCGCCGUAUCCGCUGACACCAAAGACUCGUCUCACAAGUCGCCCGUUUAUUCAGUACCGAGGUCCGGGGCCGAAGUCAAGUACGCGACUUCGACGGUGGACUUCCGGGGAUCGCCGACGGUCACCGAAGAACAAUCGAGAAUCAAGACAAAAUUCAACGGCACGAAAAUCAGACGAAUUUUGAAGGCACAAAACCAGGCGGCUCAGUCGUCGCUUCACUCCACUGCCACCGCCACCGCACAAAUGCCACCCCAAUUCACCAAUCAGCGAAAUUCGACCGCGUUCGCGGUAAACACCAAGGCAGAUUCUACCGUAGUAGCGUCGUCGAAACCGUUCGCGACCGUGCUGGUACCUAAACACGUCUUGGACGGCGGAGUCCAGCAUCAGCAACAGCAAAUGCUACGCGAUCACGCGCAGCAAGAAGACUCGUUCCGGCCAAUAGUUCCACCGAUAUUCACGCCGUACAAAUCACCCAACGCCGCCGUCGACACGAACAGCAUUGUCGAUAACAGACGGAGUUCGAGCAAGAACAACCAACAGCUCCCGCACCGGGUAACCUCCGGGACGGCCGUCCCAAAAUUGAGCAAUUAUGGAUUCGUGAAACCGGUCACGUACAAGGUGGAAGAAUAUGUGCCGGGCGAUGUGAAACCGGGCGUCGUACACGACCGCGGUAACAGUAACGAACAAGACAGAUCGGACCGCACAUCCAUGAUUUCCCAAAAACGGGAUGUCGAAAAUCCGCACAAGUACGACCACCUGCAGUCAGCACCGUCGUUCAACGAAAAUGCGCCGAGGCAUGAUGGUCUACCAAAAAGAGGAGAACCGUUGAAAUACGUACUCACUGAACCGAUGGUGGGACAGUUUAACGGUGCCAAAGGCCCCCAGCAAUACCGCGAGUUCUAUCAGGCCACCGAGUGGCCGGCCGCGGCUGUCAAAUACGAGAAAUAUGACGCGAAAGCGCCGCAGCAGCUCGGAUCGGUCCGAACUCAGCGACCAGUGUCGGAACCAUUACCCAAGGAGUAUUUCAACGGCCCACCCUCGAAUUUUUCACCCCAGAGUCAACCCGCCAGCGUUUCGUCCCUGAGGUCUCCCCAAACAGAAUCCGGUGCCCCGGAGUACGUGAUGGGUGAUCUAAACCCCAAGGAAGUGUUGAAAUCACUCCUGCGUGACAUGAUCAAGUCCAAACAGCAAGAUGAGAUCAAUCCGAAGACGCCCUCCACCAUGGACGAAAUCAUCGACUCGUAUCUCAACUCUAACCAACAAAAGGCGGAUGACAGUUUCGAUGUACAAACAGACAUGAACUGCAACUUGAAAUCGACCAAGUACAUUACCGACGGACAAUGCGUGUCCACCAAACCCGUGGUGGAAGCUGUAUGCGCCGACCGCUGUCUGGUUUCGGCCAACUCGUUGAGUCAAAGACAUCGAUCUUCUCCGCUAGACAACGCACAGGUGGAAGCUCUGCAGUGCUACGAUGGUGACGUGAAAAUGGUUCGCGUCCAGCUUAAGUGCCGAGAUGGGAACAUGUUCAAUAAUGUCAUAAAGGUGGUGACCAACUGCAGGUGCAAAUUACACCAGAGACAACCGCAGAUGAGGAGCAACUCUCCGACCCACUCGCCUCCACGUGCCACCAUCAACCCGGACAUCAUGGCUAUAGCCGCUGGUCAAUUCUGAUAACCUACUACUUAAAUAGGAUUAUUUAAUAUUUAUUGUACACUCACAUGUUGCACUGCAAGUGUAUUCAUGCAGAAUACUUCGUAUAUUGUUUACGCAUCGUAUGCGCUUGGCCACAGCUGUCGGUCUCUACAUAAGAAUUUAUUUAUUUAUUUAUUUAUUUAUUUAAGCUUAGUCUCUAAACUCUAAAGAAAAUGUAUAU
This is a messenger RNA of Myzus persicae (green peach aphid), 2482 nucleotides long. RefSeq lists its product as uncharacterized. The coding region runs from base 184 to 2280 and encodes 698 amino acids. The record is from RefSeq and is a predicted model, not a curated record. Gene Ontology annotation, biological process: negative regulation of BMP signaling pathway; negative regulation of Wnt signaling pathway. Gene Ontology annotation, molecular function: BMP binding. The transcript has 4 exons. Lineage: Eukaryota; Metazoa; Arthropoda; Insecta; Hemiptera; Aphididae.